Messenger RNA from Micromonas pusilla CCMP1545, 1586 nucleotides. RefSeq names its product dynein regulatory complex protein (gene PF2). Bases 30 to 1442 code for a protein of 470 amino acids. Lineage: Eukaryota; Viridiplantae; Chlorophyta; Mamiellophyceae; Mamiellales; Mamiellaceae. The transcript has 3 exons. Gene Ontology annotation, molecular function: small GTPase binding; microtubule binding. Gene Ontology annotation, biological process: cell motility. The record is from RefSeq and is a predicted model, not a curated record. Gene Ontology annotation, cellular component: motile cilium; microtubule; Golgi apparatus.
CGUAGCACACCGUAGUCCAAUCUGUUGAUAUGCUGAUUGAUACUGCGAAAAAGGAGGCUGCUGAUCAGAAUGUCAUAGAGGCGGGUGCAAGCGAUCGCGUGAGCUCCGAGAUGCUCGCCGCCCACGUCACCUCUCUGAAAAUGCGAAACGCCAAAGAGGUUGAAGACAGGAACUACAUGCAAAUUGAUCGUGACAACAUAAACGCAUUCUGGGACAACUCCAAGAGGGACCUGGAUAACAAAAAGGUCGAGGUCAGAAAUAAGGACCGGGAUUUGGAAGAACUGCAGUUGCAUCGACAAGUUGAGAUAAAUAUUUAUAAGAAAAAAGUUAAACAUUUGAUGUAUGAACAUCACAGUCGCAUUACCACUUUGAAGUCUGAAGCUGAACUGGCGAUCAAGAUGCGUGAAGAUGAAUAUCGCAAGCGCUUCACGGAGCUGUUGAACGAAAAACGGUCGCUUAAGAUGGAGCUGAAAGAGGCUGAGCUUGCAGAAGAGGACUUAGUUCGUCAGCAUAAUCUCGAUCAUGCAAAGGAAAUUACGAAGCUGCGACAGGAAUUCGAGGCUAACGUCAAUGCGAUCGAGCAGAAGUAUGAGAAGAAGAUGAAAGUGCUAAAAGAAGACUCUGAGCAAAGACGCACGCAUGAAAUCCACGAGAUCGAAGAGCGCAAAAAUGCACACAUAGAUCGCCUCUUGAAGGACCACGAUAUUGCCUUCAGUGAAAUAAAGAACUACUACAACGACAUCACGCACAACAAUCUGGAUCUUAUAAAAACACUCAAGGAAGAUGUUGCUGAACUGAAAAAGAAAGAGGCCACGAACGACAAGUUAUUGUUCGAGGUCUCACAAGAAAAUAAACGGCUGUCGGAACCUUUGGCGAAAGCAUUGAGAGAAGUAGACGAGCUGCGCAAAAUGCUGUCAACUCACAACAAAGACAGGCAAUCGUUCACCCAUACGAAGACGCGCUUACACGACGAGGAGAAGUCGCGAAGCAAUAUGGAAUGGGAGUUUGAAGUGCAGAAACAGCGACUGGACAAAGUUGAGAAAGAACGCAGGGAGCUCUACAACAAAUUCGAGCGCGCAAUAUUUGAUAUAAAGCAGAAAACAUUUCUAAGAAGCUCGGUCGUUGAGCAGAAGCUUGAGGCUCUUGGGGAUCAACUAGAGAAAAAAGAAGCGAAGCUGGGAGAGGUUCUAUCUGCGUCUAGUCUUGACCCAAGUACCCUUCAAAUGGUCACUAUGAAGCUUGAUGAGGUACUCGACAGCAAAAAUCAGCUUAUAAAGGCACUUCACAGUGACGUCUCAAAGGUUUCAAAGGCACAUAAUGACCUCAUCCAAGUUUACGAGGCAAAAUUAAGUGAGUUCGGUGUUCCUGUUGAGGAACUUGGGUUUGUGCCGCUCCUAGCGAAUAGCAACAUAGGCUCAGCGAGUUUUGCGGCUGGGGCUUAACUCAAGGGAAAAAGUUGGCCCGAAAACAGAAUAUCAGUUGAAGCAUGAUGCGGUCUGAUGAGGGCUAGGGAGUCAUGUUUUUACUCGCGCAAUUAAUUUCAAUCGCAUUCAUAUCCCGUGAUGGGCUUAAAUGCAUAGACCCAC